GCCCCCGCCCUCUCCUCCGGUCUUCGAUUGGUAAUACGAGCCGUCAGUCGGGGAGCAUCGGUCGUCGAUUGGCCGAGAGGCGCGGCGGGGCGGGAGGAGGAGGAGGCGGAGGAGGAAGCGCGGGGCCCCGGAUGUUUCCCCUCGCCAUGGAUGACCUGAACCUGCACUACAGGUUCCUGAACUGGCGCCGGCGCAUCCGGGAGAUCCGGGAGGUUCGGGCCGUGCGGUACCAGGAGCGCGCCAAGCACAUCCUGGUGGACGGCGACACGCUCAGUUAUCACGGGAACUCCGGCGAGGUCGGCUGCUACGUGGCACCGCGGCCCCUCACCAGGGACAACAACUACUUCGAGGUGUCCAUCGUGGACAGCGGGGUGCGGGGAACCAUCGCCGUCGGCCUCGUGCCGCAGUACUACAGCCUGGACCACCAGCCCGGCUGGCUGCCCGACUCCGUGGCGUACCAUGCCGAUGACGGGAAGCUGUACAGCGGCAGAGCCAAGGGCCGCCAGUUCGGCACCAAGUGCAGCUCCGGCGAUCGCAUCGGCUGCGGCAUCGAGCUGGUCUCCUUCGAGGUGCAGACCGCCCAGAUCUUCUUCACCAAAAACGGGAAGAGGGUGGGCUCCACCAUCAUGCCGCUGUCCCCCGAGGGGCUUUUCCCGGCGGUGGGGAUGCACUCGCUGGGGGAGGAGGUCCGGCUGCACCUCCACGCCGAGCUGGGCACGGAGGAGGACGACAGCGCCAUGAUGGUGGACAGCUACGAGGAGGAGUGGGGGCGGCUGCACGACGUGAAGGUCUGCGGCACGCUGCUGGAGUACGUGGGCAAAGGGAAGAGCAUCGUGGACGUGGGGCUGGCGCAGGCUCGCCGCCCCCUCAGCACCCGCAGCCACUACUUCGAGGUGGAGAUCGUCGACCCGGGGGAGAAGUGUUACAUCGCCCUGGGGCUGGCCCGCAAGGAUUACCCGAAAAAUCGGCAUCCCGGCUGGAGCAGGGGCUCGGUGGCGUACCAUGCGGACGACGGGAAGAUCUUCCACGGCAGCGGGGUGGGGGACCCCUUCGGCCCCCGCUGCUACAAGGGUGACAUCAUGGGCUGCGGCAUCAUGUUCCCCCGUGACUACAUCCUGGACAGCGAAGGUGACAGCGACGACACCUGUGACACGGCGGAGGUGAAGCCCAAACCCGUCCGGAACGUGAUGUACCUGCACCAGGAGGAGGAGGAGGAGGAGGAGGAGGAAGAUGACGGGGAGGAGAUGGAGCAGGAGCACGAGGGCAAGAAGGUGGUGGUUUUCUUCACGCGGAACGGGAAGAUCAUCGGGAAGAAGGAGGCGGUGGUGCCGGCCGGCGGGUACUUCCCCACCGUGGGCAUGCUCAGCAGCGGAGAGAAGGUCAAGGUGGACCUGCACCCCCUCAGCGGUUAGGGGGGGGCACGGGGGGGGCACCCCCCACCCUCCUCGCCCCCACACCCCCGCGCACUUUAAGGCCUUUUCCCCCAGCAGUGGGGUGUCCCGCUCUGUCGUGGGGGGGGUCACCCGUGGAGCUGCGGGCGCCCCGCUGCCCCCCCUGCCGCGCAGUGUGUGGUGGGGGGUCCCUGGGGGGGGGGCACACCCAGAAUUAAGGGCACAUCCCACUUGUGCCCCCCCCCAAAUCCAUGGUGUCACUGUCCUGUCCCCCCCCACCUUGUGAAUGUAACCCCCACCCCAGGAUCCCCCCACCCGUUCGGGGGGGGGGGCUGCGCCCCUUUCCCCCGCCCCAGGACCCCCCCACACCACGGGGGGGGGGGGCGGAGGGGCCGGGCUGGGCCCCCCCUGACCGAGCCGGCGCAGAAAGAAGGAGCCUGGGCCGGGGGGGGUUGGUUUCUCCGUUGGCAUUUGCACAUGGUCGGACGGGGGGGGUCCGCCCCCCCAGACAGCUCCGCGCCCCCCCCAUAAUAUAUAUAUAUAUAUUAGAGACGUCUGACUAAACUCAUAUAAAUCCUUUCUUAGAC
This is a messenger RNA of Grus americana (Whooping crane), 1978 nucleotides long. It is a transcript of the gene SPRYD3, whose product is annotated as SPRY domain containing 3. Bases 132 to 1412 code for a protein of 426 amino acids. The transcript has 11 exons. Gene Ontology annotation, molecular function: protein binding. NCBI's taxonomy places the organism in Eukaryota, Metazoa, Chordata, Aves, Gruiformes, Gruidae. The record is from RefSeq and is a predicted model, not a curated record.